UGGUGUUACUGCUUCCACCAUUAUUAUCAUCGAAUGAUGUCCACGAAGCACACAUCGCUCAUAUAUCAUAAUGAGCGGUUAUACACUGCAAAAUCAAGACGUAUCAGCUAGGCUUGACUUCGAUCAUAAUGCUCUCAGCGGGUCGACUCGCCUGGUCUUCCAGAGCGGCGGUACAUUGCCGCGCCAGGAAGGAGCUGAUAUCAAUGACCAGCUUAUGCUAGCACUGAGGGUGCCUGCAAUAGAACACGCUGAGUACAGGCGAGUGAUUGUUAACGGUACUGAGGCAAGAUUUCAUUUAGCCAGGACCAUUGACCCUUCCGUUAACCCGGAUGCUGUAAACAGAUCGUGUUCCAAUGUGGAUUUGCUAACCUUCGAUGCAGUACAUGUUUCAGCGGAACCGUUGUGUGAUUCCAUACUUUAUAUUGAGGUCCUGGAUAAUCCCAGUGAUUUAUCGGUUGAGUUGCAAUUUGAAUAUAGCCACCUGGAUAACAUUGGAGAUGACGUCCGAUUCAGUAGACAUUGGUUAUUACCAAGGUGUUCAACGAGUUACAAGCAGUACUCAGUGUUCACCACGAGGCCUGAGCGAGACCGAUGGUUCCCUAGUGCUAUGGUAACACCCAAUGUUGGCGUUGUCCCGGACUGUGUAUAUCGCAUUGAAGUUACAGUCCCCAAGGGAUACAGUGCAAUAUGCGGGUUGCCAAUGAACAGAGAUGCUGAGUCUAUGGAGUCGGUACCACCCAGUGACGACACUGAAACGUACCGUUACAAAUGGACGUCGAGUCAACACAUGGGUGCAUAUCCUGUGCAGAGCUUUGCUUUGUAUGCUGGCGAAUUUGAAUUUUGGGAUGGUAAUGUAGUACAGCAACGUAUGAAGCAAUCGGAUAGUGACACUGCAAGAUGCUUUCUGGAAGAUGAAGACUGUCUGGAGGAAUACUCACGUACGAAAACCUCGGACAUUGGGAGCGCUAACAUAUGCUACGUCACAUUGAAGGGAUUUGGAUUCCUGCUGGAACCUACAAAUAUAGUUACAUCGCAGUGCCUGGACACAUAUCGCAAGAUACUGGAACUGGAAUAUCCCACAAUGGUCUAUAUGUUGUUCUUACCCCUGAGACCAUUUCAAAAUGGACCUAACCUGGCCGCACAGAUACGUACACAGACUAAUAUCGAUAUUAAAAGGUGUACCGGUUUCACGGGAUCCGAAAGUUACCUGCACAUGACUUUCCUGGAGCCACUGUUACCUAGGUUCCAAGGCUUAUACCACUGCAGCGGUGGUAACAUGGUCAUUCUAUCCAUUGAUGCGCUGCAUAGCUACAGUGAUAUAGACCACGAUCCGCGCUGCUUGGAUUAUCGGCAAUUGAUCAUGCACGGAUUAGCUGGUUUGUUCACGCUAGGUCGUUGGGUAAACCCAUCAUGUGAUAUGCACCUGGACCUUAUCCUGCAGUCGUAUCUCAUAGACCAGUUUAUAAGGCGUAAUAUGGGCCACAACGAUCUGAAAGCCAGGCUAUGGGCAUGUAGAGAGGCUCUGGCAACAGUGACUGAGUUAUUCGGUGAUGUAUACCCACUAUGCCAAAGGAAAGGUAGCCCUGUGUCCAGUGAUAUUUUGCUAUCCUCGAGCUCAUAUGUACUAAAGUCACGCUUGAUACCGUCUAUUAUGGAGGGUAUUUUCAACUCGACUAACUUUUUACCGGAUAACUUUUUCAUCCAAGCACUGCGCCGGAGGUUGUUGGCACUCAAUGCCCAUAUGGGCAGGCCACUUGGUGAAAUGAGCCCCGUGGAUAACCCGGAUCUAUGGAUUAACGGGAAUACCUUCUGGUCAGCAGUAGCUGAUGAUAUUGUACGUCGAUAUAUUAACGUAUGGAAUGCCAAGCCGCCAAAUCGGUUGGUACUACAGAACCAAAUUGACCCUAGAAGCAAGCUUGAUGAUAUCCUGCGUCGCGGUGUUGAGCAUGACCAUUUGAACACAAUAAUGAAGCAGUAUAACAGCACGGUGCAUUCUUUUAUAUACGGCACGGGAUGCCCUCAGUUGAAUGUAAGCUUCUCGCUGCAGUUGCAGCGCAAAGGUACCUCCAUGGAUCACCUUAAUUUCCGAGUUGAUAUAAAGUCACUACAACCACCAGCGGAUAUUAACAAGGAUGGUAUCAGUGGAUAUUCACUAUGUAAAACUGCAAAAUUGGCAGUACGCAACCUAUAUGAAACCUAUGAUCGGCUUGCUGUAGUUCUGCAACUACAGGAGCGUUUGGGAAGCCAGCCAAGUGCAAUUUUCGAACGAGUGGUACAGCUCUAUGGAAUUAGUGAUGCAGCAUGCUGCUAUAGUAAUCCACCAGCACUUGAUUUCGGCGAUAUCGCAAACCCUAAAACAAUAGCUGAGUCAUCUGAAGCCGGUACGCUAAGACGCAACAUGAGUUUAUUCCAAAUGUGGCAUGAUCCAGUGGAUCUCGUGGGACGUGAUGGCAACUUCCUAAUGGGAUUUGGGUAUAUAGGACCAUUCCCACAUGGAUUCUGCCUAGGUAAUGGGCCUAUAUACGACUGCGUUGAGCUGCUGUCACAACACUAUGAUGUACAUAGUAUAAUUGAUACCUAUGUAGAUAAUGGAAGUACUUACUGUGGAGGAUAUAAGUACAAAAACGGAUAUGAGAGAUUAAUGGGCCGCGGCAGCCUACCAGUGGCGUCCAACGGUGGGUUACCAUAUUGGCAACUGGUACACCAGCAAGGUGUUAUGAUCCACCCAGAGGAGUACAGUAUACCGCUGUCCGCCGGAUUCUCCAAGCAGUGGAUCUCACACUUUAAGAUAGACAUAGUAGAAGACGAUGGUGUAAGGGAAAACGUAAAAAUGAUUGGCGAUAUGGUACCAAUAUCUUAUAAAGUCAACCCCCGUGCAGAACGUGGUCGUAAAAAAGUUGCUCUAAAAGGUGUCCCUGAAAAGGAUCCUGAUGAAGUGGUUGACGACAGUCAGAGAAAAAGUGAUUACAUAGGCCACCACAGCCAAAGUGAUAAACUGGUAAUCGACUGGAUGAAGAUGUUGUUUAUCGGUAUGCACCCUGAGUUAUCGCAACUUGACAAUAGGAGUGUAGUGGCAAAGGUAUGUAGCAAAGUGCGGCUGCCACUGCUGUGGGUCUCCGCCGACAGUGGGUUCCGCCUACUGGCGCGGAUACGACGGUGCCAGAGUAGCGGUAUGUGGGAGCAGCAGCUGCUAAGUGAUAAUAAUAUAUACUCCCAACUGGAAUCAGCUGCGGCUUUGGGGCAAUUUGGACGUAGUUUAAACUAUGAUACAUCCGAUAAUCCAAUUGCGUCCAUUGCAGUCACCAAGCUGGAAUUAAUGAUGCGCCGACAUCGUAUUCAUCCAGCAGUUAGGGCUAGAUGCGCAUACAGCCUCGCGUGUCUACAUAAUCGCGAUCCCAGGCUUCAAGGAGCUGUGCAGGGAGUGUUCAACAGCUACUUUGCGGCAUUCUUCCUGAACAACACCAGCGCUAACUACUGGCAUCCCAGUGAAGCAAGGUUUAUGCUAGACUUCUUCAGGGCAUUGGCGCUUUUACGCAACAGAUUGGGGUACUCACCUCAGAUGGUCGUGGAUAUGUUGUCGAAAGCACUAGAAAGUAUGAACGGGUUCAACUACAUGGUCCACGCCACAAAUAUUGUGGAAUGUUGUUCGUACCUAUCUGUACCGACGUGUAUACUAAAGCACGCAGAGGAACAACGUCCUAACUGCCUGGAUCUGAAACGAUUAUGGCAGCUGUUGUGGCAUCUUUUCAGGCUGGAUGGUAUACCGGGUAGUGGCAGUCGCAAUCGCGUGCUGUCAGCUGCAUUCCUACGUUGCAUCAGCAGGCAACCAGUAUGCCUCGAGUUGUGCAAUGCUAGAUUUAUAUCGGAUAGCGAUAUUGGUUUCGAGUUUGAUUUCCACUAUUUCAUACCACUUAGGGACAAUGUCUACUACCUUAGCCAAAAGGCGUUUGAGUUGGGUCAAACAUACUAUUCCAACCAGGUGCACAUAGCAGCCAUAGAGUCGCUACUGAGGCUACUGUGUCUCUGCAGCCACGUCGUGACAUUUGAUGAUGAAAACGGUGGUAUCAUGAGAAUGCAAAAAGUGGGUUUCCCAGAGCAGUUGCAACGUAUUCAUGCCUUUGCUGGUAUCCUGGAAGCCACUCGAUGCUGCAUUGCUCUCUGUGAAAGAUUAAUAGAAAAAGAUCUGGUAUCCCACGCAUGGGAGUCAUUCGGUAAUGUUGUCGAAGAACUAUCGCAGUCACACCCAGUUUUGUUCAUAAACAUGGAUUGUGAUAACAGUGUAGUGAUAAGAGACCUGUUGUACGAACAAAUGAGACCUCGAGCUGCAUCCAAUAGGUACUAUAAUGUGCAAAUAUUCAUACAUAUACGCUCGAUAAUUAACCUACUUUUUGGACCUGGAAGGCUUAGCGAAUCUGAUCCUGCACCGGAUCAGUCAUUGGUAACACAGCAUAUCGAAUCUGUUACCAGUGGACUCAGCAUGCCGAAGAUUGCGACAUUCCGACGUAUGUACGGAGAUGGUGCACGUAGCGGUAGCACUAACUGGAUAGAGGUAGCAGUAGAAGCCAUUGGAGCAUUGAUGGAGCUGCCACAGGCUAGAUGGUUCAUACACAACCCCGAAUUGUCAUUGGUAGGAUAUAGGUCAAUGGUAAAGCAUCCAAUGUGGUUCUCCAAAAUCGAAGAAAAGGCCCGUGGAGGGCAGUAUACCAUGCCAAUGCAAUUUAAGGCAGAUAUAGCCUUGGUAUUUAAGAAUGCAAGGAUCGUGAACAAAGCUGAUUCAUUGCCAUACGCAGAUUCUAUCUUUGUCGAAGGACAGUUUGAUACUUUAUGGCCAGCUAUUGUGCGUACAUUCCAACGCAAUGCAAAGGGGCCUGUGCCCAAAUGAUGGGAAUAAGGCGGGCAUUGUUGUAAUACUAUAUAAAUAUCACUAUGUGAAGUGCGUGUCAUUUAUAAGCACCCAGUUAUAGCGGCGAGAAUGAAUAGAAAAUGACGUUAGCAUUGUUGAGGACCUUAGUACACAAUACGGUCCCAUUUU
Molecule: messenger RNA, 5032 nt
Organism: Babesia bovis T2Bo
Lineage: Eukaryota; Apicomplexa; Aconoidasida; Piroplasmida; Babesiidae
Product: Bromodomain family protein
Exons: 1
Coding region: 71-4882 (1603 amino acids)
Biological process (GO): transcription initiation at RNA polymerase II promoter
Cellular component (GO): transcription factor TFIID complex
Molecular function (GO): protein binding; RNA polymerase II general transcription initiation factor activity; chromatin binding
Source: RefSeq, a predicted model, not a curated record